UGGGAAGGGGUUUGCCAAACAAAUUUAGACCAAAAAAUAUAUUUUCAAAAAAUUAAAAUUGCCAUUGAAAAAUAAAAAUUGUAACAUGAAAGAGAAGCUAGCUAGACCUUGUCAUUGAGUUUCGGUUAUAUAUAUAUAAGGUCCAUUAACUUGCCAUUAUGUAAAUGUUAGGACGUUUUAUUAAUAUUUAAAUAAUAAGGUUCAUAUUUAAGUUUCAAAAGAGAAUAUAGUAACAAAGAGAGAGAGAGAGAGAGAAGGAGAGAAAGAGAAUAGAAUCAUACAAACAAUUUUAUUCUUUCAUCUCCUAUGGUUUUAUUUAUUUUUCAUGAAGGAAAUUAAUGCAUUUGUAUUCUAAGGUUAUAAAGAGAUGAUGAUGAUGAAUGUGUUGAGUAAGAAGAACAAAAAUGUUAUGUUGUUUUGGUGGCUUGGAAUGAUUGUGCAACUAUGUUUCUUGCUAUGUGGUUGUUCUGAGAAAACUUCAUUAAGAGGAAGUUCAAAGAUUAUUAAUGGCAUGAGAUCAACAUCUAUAGUCAAGCUAAAUACAGAAGAAGACCAAAAGCAGUUGGUUGUUGAUAAUGGCAUUGUUUCUGUGACAUUAUCAAGACCCGAGGGGUACAUCCUUGGAAUAUCGUAUAAUGGAAUUGACAAUAUUCUUGAAUCUAAACUCGAAGAACAAGAUAGAGGGUACUUCGACGUUGUUUGGAAUGAACCAGAAAAGGUUGGUAAUUUCCAGAGAGUCCAUGGAACAAACUUUUCAGUUAUAGCAGCUGAUGAGAAUAUGGUGGAGCUUUCAUUUUUAAGAUCAUGGACAUCUUCCAUGAUGGGCAAGGAUGUCCCAAUAAACAUAGACAAAAGAUACAUUUUCAGAAGUGGUGAUUCUGGGUUUUAUUCAUACGUAAUCUUCGAUCGCCCGGAAGGAAUGCCCGCAGCUGAGGUUGAUCAAAUUAGAUAUGUUUACAAACUCGAUGAAGACAGAUUCAAGUACAUGGCAUUAUCUGAUACAAGGCAAAGAAGCAUGCCAUCAAUGAAAGAUAGAGAUACAGGUCAAGUCCUAGCUUACAAAGAAGCAGUUCUAUUAACUAAACCAAGUAACCCAGAAUUUAGAGGAGAGGUGGAUGAUAAAUAUCAAUACUCAUGUGAGAACACAGAUAACACUGUUCAUGGAUGGAUUAGUUUUGAUUCUUCUGAUGCACCCCCCAUUGGAUUUUGGAUGAUAACACCAAGUAAUGAGUUUCGCAAUGGUGGGCCCAAUAAGCAAGAUCUUACUUCUCAUGUUGGGCCCUACACACUCUCGAUGUUUGUGAGCACCCACUAUGCUGGCAAGGAAGUAACCAUGGCAUUUCAAGAUGGAGAGACUUAUAAAAAGGUUUUUGGUCCUGUAUUUGUCUACCUUAACACGGAUUCAAAAGAGAAUGAUAAACUAUCUCUCUGGUCAGAUGCUGUACAACAGUUGUCAAAGGAAGUCCAAAGUUGGCCUUAUGAUUUUGUUCAAUCACAAGAUUACUUUCCACCUAAUCAAAGGGGAGCUGUAUUUGGAAGAUUAUUAGUCCAAGAUAGGUACUUCAAAGGAGGAAGAUUUCAAUGUACAAAUGCUUAUUUGGGUCUAGCUUUGCCUGGAGAUGCAGGAUCAUGGCAGAGAGAAAGCAAGGGCUAUCAAUUCUGGACUCAAGCUAAUGCCAAAGGAUACUUUAAAAUAAAUAAUGUUGUGCCAGGUGAUUAUAAUUUGUAUGGGUGGGUCCCUGGAUUUAUUGGUGAUUACAAAUAUAAUGCUACAAUCACCAUCACCCCAGGAGGAAUCAUAAACUUAAGUUCACUUGUAUAUAAUCCUCCAAGAAAUGGACCAACCAUUUGGGAAAUUGGGAUCCCAGAUCGUUUAGCUUCGGAAUUUCAUGUACCUGAUCCGUACCCUAGUCUCAUGAACAAAUUAUACGUCGAACAACGCAAAGACAAGUUUAGACAAUACGGAUUGUGGGAACGUUACACUGAUAUGUAUCCAGAUGAUGAUCUUGUUUACACUGUGGGUGUUAACAAGAAUAGGGAUUGGUUUUAUGCUCAAGUCACAAGAAGCACAGAAAAUAAGACAUAUGAGCCAACAACAUGGCAGAUUGUAUUUGAUCAUCAACAUGACAUAAUCAGUGGAAACUACACACUACAACUAGCCUUAGCUAGUGCUGCUGAUGCUGACCUACAGGUUCGGUUCAAUGACCCUAGCAUAUAUCCACCGCACUUUGCGACAGGGCACAUAGGAGGAGACAAUGCCAUAGCAAGGCAUGGAAUUCAUGGAUUGUAUUGGUUGUUCACCAUUGAUGUACCAAGUAAUCUUCUUGUGAAAGGACAGAACAUCAUCUAUCUGAGACAAUCAAAAGCCAUUAACCAAUUUCAAGGAGUUAUGUAUGAUUAUAUCCGUUUAGAACAUCCACCAACAACUUGAUUGUGUUCAACUUCAUGUUGGCACUAUGUAUAGACAAUUAGCCAUCUAUAAUGUGAUUAUGCUUUGUGCAAUUCAAUUAGUUUUUCAUUUUACAUAUAUAGGACAACAUAAGUAUGUAGAAAGAAUUGGUUUAUAGAAUAAAUUACUCAUUUAAAAUCUCAA
Molecule: messenger RNA, 2593 nt
Organism: Trifolium pratense (red clover)
Lineage: Eukaryota; Viridiplantae; Streptophyta; Magnoliopsida; Fabales; Fabaceae
Product: probable rhamnogalacturonate lyase C
Exons: 17
Coding region: 368-2431 (687 amino acids)
Biological process (GO): carbohydrate metabolic process
Molecular function (GO): carbohydrate binding; catalytic activity
Source: RefSeq, a predicted model, not a curated record